GCAUCCGAUGAAGGCAUCCACCUUGGAAGAGUCAUCUUCGAGCUCUGUCCUCUGGGCCAUCAACUCCGUCCCACAGCCCUCAACGAGCUUGCACAAGCCCUUCAAACACGCUUUGAUCAGCACGGCAGCAUCGAUGAUCUUGACACGAGCAUACAACUCGGUCGUGAAGCCGUAUCUCU
Messenger RNA from Suillus discolor, 179 nucleotides. RefSeq lists its product as uncharacterized. The record is from RefSeq and is a predicted model, not a curated record. Lineage: Eukaryota; Fungi; Basidiomycota; Agaricomycetes; Boletales; Suillaceae. The annotation marks the transcript as partial. The transcript has a single exon.